This is a messenger RNA of Cygnus olor (mute swan), 7068 nucleotides long. Its product is annotated as C-C chemokine receptor type 8-like. Bases 1013 to 2221 code for a protein of 402 amino acids. Gene Ontology annotation, cellular component: membrane. The record is from RefSeq and is a predicted model, not a curated record. Gene Ontology annotation, biological process: G protein-coupled receptor signaling pathway; chemotaxis; immune response. NCBI's taxonomy places the organism in Eukaryota, Metazoa, Chordata, Aves, Anseriformes, Anatidae. Gene Ontology annotation, molecular function: chemokine receptor activity. The transcript is spliced from 2 exons.
AACCUGAAAAUCAGUAAUGGAGAUAACACUUCAACACUACCAGUCACUGCUAUGAGAAAUGUUCUGUCUUCAGUUAUUACAAGAGUAAUACCACACCCAGGAGGCCGUGGCUGUCAGGCAGACUAUCAUAUACCUACAGCUUGGCUCACACACAAUACUUUCAUCUAAUGUGACACUGCCCACCCUGGCUAACAAAAGGCAGCUGUGAAAUAUUUGCAGAUUUUCUAGGUGCUUGUGCUCAGAGAUUUAUCACUUUUGUUUUUUGUGGGUGAGACAAUUGUUCACACCAACAUUACACUGACAACCAUGAUCUGAACAAUUAGAUCAGCUGCAAAGCACAUCAGACUUCCAUGGCACAUCCCAACAAGCCGUGUUGGGUCAGGAUGGGUCCCCAGCAGAUAUCUUGCAGAGUUGGUGGAAAUCCAAUCUUGUUCAGGGCUUUACUGAAUUGCUGGUCUCUGAGAGCAUCCUGCAGAAUGGGUGUUUUGAGAAGGAAGUGUGAGAUGAUCUCAACUUGACUAUUUCUGUGGUGGGUGCAGGGUGGACAGAGGGCCCUUCCAAGGAAAACCAUCCAGGCAAACAUGGUGUCCUUCACCAUCAUUGGCUAUCAGCAGUGUUGGGCCAUCUCCAAUAUACAUCUUCACCAAAAGUUCUUGGUGUGCAGGAGCAGCAGUGCUGCUUCUCCUCUCCUCCCAUGAUGAUGUGGGGCUGUGGCACAGGAGCUGCUGGUGAGACGGGGCACCUCACAUAUGCGUGGAACAAAUUGCAGAUCUCUUACAUUGACGUUCCUAUUCCUGUGAAAUGGCAGAAUGAUCAUCCAGAAGAUAAGUUAAACAUUUCCGUUUCUGUAUGUGUGAACUAAAGACAUUGAACUCAUUGGCUUGUGGUUUUACACACCUUUAAUGUAACAUCUGUCACACAGAGGAAGAGGCAGUUUGAGACUGCUGGCUGUUAGGGUGUAGACUUUGCCAGUGGCUUGGCAAAGUAAGCAAAGUACUGCCAGUAUAUAUGUAUGAAGAUAUAUUCACCUCUCAGAUUUAUUUUAGAUAUAAAGAAAUUUUCCUGGCAUUCUUUCAUGCAGUGUUGGAUUAUGGACAACAGCCUGGGGAGUCUGCUGUCUGGAGGAGACCUGGAGGACUCGCUGGUGGAUUAUCAAUCAAGAGUUAACUCCUCUGCAUCCUAUGAUGACAUCUUCCUCUACUCUGAACUGGACAUUGACUGUGAACUUGAAACUAUUCCAGCAUUUGCACUGAUUUUUUUUCCAGUGCUGUACACCGUGUUGUUUGUGACCGGCCUUGUGGGAAAUGCUUUGGUCGUUUGGGUCCUAAUGGCCUUCAAAAAAGUCAGGGCCAUGACUGACGUCUAUCUGCUGAACCUUGCCAUCUCUGACCUCCUCUUUGUCUUCUCCCUCCCCUUCUUGGUUCAGUACUCCCUGGUGAGCCAGUGGUCUUUUGGCAAUGUCAUGUGUAAAAUUGUCAGCUCAGCUUACUUCAUUGGUUUCUACAGCAGCUCCUUCUUCAUAACCAUCAUGAGCAUCGACAGGUACUUGGCCAUUGUGCGGUCUGUGUAUGCUCUGCGGGUGCGCACGUCCGCCCACGGGGUCAUCGCAAGCCUGGCCCUUUGGGCAGUCGCCAUUUUAGCAUCAGCGCCAGACCUCAUUUUCUUCCGGGAAAUGGAAGACAGCAACAGGACCGUGUGCCUGCCUCGCUAUCCUGGUAGCAACAACGGCUGGAAGAUUUUCAGUAAUUUUGAAGUCAAUGUCCUGGGGUGGCUGAUCCCGGUGGGCAUCCUCAUUUUCUGCUACCACAACAUCUUGAAAAACCUGCGGCGGUGUCACACUCGCAACAGGUACAAAGCAAUGAAGCUGGUUUUCAUUGUCGUCAUUGUGUUCUUCCUUUUCUGGACCCCUAUCAAUGUCGUGCUCUUCCUGGACUCCAUGAGGAACAUGCACAUCAUCGACGACUGCCAGGCAAGCCAAAGGCUCGACCUAGCCCUGGAGCUGGCUGAGGCGCUCUCCUUCGUCCACUGUUGCCUCAAUCCCAUCAUCUACGCCUUCGUGGGUGAGAAGUUCAAGAAGUAUCUCUGCGAGGCUUUUGGCAAAUAUGCACGUUUUCUCUUGAUCUGCAACGACUACAGUGUGUUCCACAGGCACAAACUGGACAGGCACUCCUCUGUGCACAUGGUGUCCUCGCAGUCAUCUUUUGUUGGUAGUGUCUUGUAGAGCUGCAAGCCAAAAGCUCCCAUACUUCAUGCAUGACCUGAAGUUGAGAAGUCCUCCCAGUGAUUCAGUUAAUAAGUCUUCUUGUUGCCUUAGUGUAGGAGGUUAAGGUGCAGUGGCCCAUUACCAAAGUGUGACUAGGAAAUCAUGCAAUCCUAGAGCAAGCUGCAGUGCACCUUGCUCCAUGAUAUGCUGUAAUACCAUUCUGAGCAGGUAUCUUCAUGGAUGCAAUCCUUCUGAAAUACUUCUCUGUUAUUAGCAAAUGUGAAUGAGAACUUCAAACACUGAAAUUAACAUUGGGAAAUUUAUCAGCCACUCCUCUGCCCGCCAGCUGAAUCCUUUAACAUAGAUUCGUGCCUCCUUCUCAGAGUAGCACGGAGACGCACUGUUCAGGGAACCUUUUAGGACAGGAUGUACCAGAAAAGUGGAAGCAUCUGUUUAAGCUUACUUGUACCUUGGUUCCCUUUGGAGUUCACUUCCUGCUCUACCUUCUUUGUGAAAAGGAGGCCAAAAUUACCAGCAGACUCUGCACUGCCCCAGCAGUACAGAAAGGUGCACCCAGCACCUCCAGCACAGGACACAUGGUCCUCAAAUAUCUCUAAUGAAAUCAUGAAAUUGUGCAUCGAAGUACAAGGAGGAAGCAGUCUGUCUUUGCAGACAGGGAGUCAAGGUCACACCUAAAUACUCCUGAUCUUGAUAAAACAAAGGCAUAAUACUUAUUUCUGGAUUGCUUAUUUAAUUCUUAGUGCCUCCUCAGUGAGCUGCCCCCCUGGGGGAGGCAGUUAGUCCUGGACUGCUCUCAGAGCUGGCUGCAUCAUCUGUGUGUAGGGAAGAUGCCAGAUGUGUCCAUUAAAACAACUAACUCCCCUCCAAGGAAAGUGGUUUGCACGCUAAUAAUGUGAAUAGACAAUGGUAACGGCACCGGGAAUUAAAGCAGAGUGGAUUUGCUCUGUUGGUAGGGACUGGGCUCAACACAGGAGGGGGAACACGCUUUUGGGAGGGAAACGGUCCCCACAUUUAAGGAAUCACUCCAGGGUCUGGCUUCUACCUGAUAUCUAAACAAUGUUCCCAGCCCAGAAAGUGCUUAGUAAGCAAUCAGUUAGUCAAGCAAAAAAUAAAUUAACUUUAUGCCUGGGUUUUGUUAACAUGAAGACGGAAGAAUAUCUAGGUAUGACCCUGCCUCCCUAUCUGCCUAAGUUCUUUGCUACCAGGACCUGCAGCUACUGGGCUGGAAGGGUUUAAAAGUCACAGCUGAGAAAUGACACUGUGGGAGUCUUAAGAAAAAAAAAAAAACUGAUGGAAAUGAAUGAGUGCCCUGGGUAUGAGUGGAGAAAUAGUUACCAGGAAAAAGAGACUGAAGAGUGGAAAACACCGAAUGUAAGCUGAGAGAGUGGUAAAGGUCAUAUGUAAAAACUUCCUGGAGAUCUGCUGGAGGUGGCCAAGGAGGUGGUUGCUCUCAGCAGAGCCCUGACCCAUGAGCUGAGGGGUGGUUGUUCUGCUGAAAGCCUGCAACAGGAUGGAGAGAAGACAAACGGGAAAAUACACCAAGAGCCUGUAACUCAGGUGGUAUCUAAAGCAGAUGGCACAGACUGGAGUGAGUGGCCAGAGACUUCAGAGUUGCCUAAAACCCAGACAGACUUUCUGAACACUUUAAACAAGUGAUGCACUAGUAUGAGCUUCUUGAGACAUUCCCUACUGCUGUUCGAGCUUGGUAACUUGAAUGAUAUAUAUGUGAAUGGUUAACCAUGCAUAUACAUGUAUAUAAUAUAUGUGUACGUAUAAAAUAUAAUCAUAUAUAUAUGUGUAUAUAUAUAUUAAAUAUGUGUGUGUGUGAAUAUAUAUGUGUAUACAUAUAUAUAUAUAUACACACACACACACACAAAUAUUGAUAGAUAAAUGCAAUGAUGUUCUGAAGUUUUUGGCUCUGGUCUAUUUCUCCCUACAAGAUAUGACCCUAUUUGAAGUUUUAUAAUAAAGAUACUGUAUGCAAUGUAAUUGCACAAUCCCAGAACCUGAGGAACUUCCUUGUCCUGUCAUUGAUUCUUUCAGCCUAUGCUUUUUUCUUCUGUCCCAGGCAGUUUUACACAACUGAUCAUCCCUCCAGCUGCCUCUUCUCUACCUCCUCUCUCUCUCUCCCUCUUCCCCCUCUCCCUGGGAAAAAGAGGCUGAGAGCAGAUUAUCUUAUUAUCUUUUAUUCUAGCAAUUUAAUUCACUGUAAGAGUCUACCCUUGCAGUAUCCCCACACAUACUGUGGUUAAUUCCUAGAGAAGAACCAACAAAACACAAAAGACAAUUCUGUUUAGCCACUGAUCUUUUUCAGGUAGGGUUUACUAUUUUAAUAUGUGUUAGUAUUUGCAAUCUGCAAGAUACAUUUUUUUUUUUUUUUUUGCAAGAACAGUCUGGUAACACUGCAUGUGCAAGAAACAAAUGUUCUUUCAUGUGGGCCAUGACACAUUCCGCAAAUUAUAAAGCAAAGACAGUGAAUAAAGGAAAACGUUUAACUGAUUCCUUAAUGCCAGUCCUGCAAUGCUGCUCCUGCCAUUCAGGUGCCUCACCACCCAUGGUCAACCAGGCUUUUUUCUUUGUAUGUGCAAACACUUAGAUGUCCAAGAACAGGAUUCACAGACAUUAAGGUUAAAGACAAAGGGUGGUGGGCAGAAGGACAGCAUCAACUAUCUUUCUCCCCUGAAACUUUGCAGCAUGAGCCCCCUAGAUUGCACCUUGCUGGAAGCACAGGAGAUGGAAACAAGUUCUGCAUCCCCACAGUGGUGUACAUGUUGGUGUCUGUACAAUACUGUAGGAUUUCACGGCUUGCUUCCUCCAGAAGUGAUGCAACAGAGGAUUCUGCACCACUGACAUGCAGGCAAAAAUCUUCCUUGCACUGCAGUGGUUACCCCCACAGCUCUUCCCCCAGUAGCUGGCACAGUCAUUUAAUUUCCAUCACCAGUUCACUGCAGGAAAAUAGGAGUACCCUCAAGACUGCAGAAUAACAGGAAAUGCAAAAUUAUUUCAUCCCUUCUCACUGCCUAUGCUCCCACCCUGCCAGCCCUCCAGAGCUGCUCCCCAGCAUCACCUCUGUGAUACCCAGAGAAGAGUGAGGUCAGGGAAUGGGCAUCUGCAAGGACUGCAGCAUGGAUUGGAAAAAAACAUCCCUGCAGUCACAGGGGAGCUUCCUGGCUUGUUGAACACGUGCCCUCCAUUUGCACUUUUUCCCCUUCCCCUUUUGCACACUGACACAAAGUAAAUGCAAAAGUGAUCUGAAGAAACCCUAACAUUUUUUGUGUUUUUCCAUUUUUCUGCAAAAUUUGGUCAAUGCACCUUCUUUGCACUGGCAUUUCAAGUUUUGCAGUCACACUGAAAUGGCCAGCAAAUUUGAUAGCAUGGAGAAACCCCUUACUCAUGCAAAUGCAGGAUGGAGAAUUUCCUUUUAGAAGAAGCCUUUUCAAGAUUGGCAAGUUAACCUGUGGCCUAAGGGGGAUCCAAGACAUUUAGAUGAAGACCAACACACACACACACGCACACAUAUAUAUAUAUAUUUUUUUUUUUUUUUUCUGAAGGAUGUGUCUCUAAGCUUUACAGAAAAUCAUCCCUACCUCUCCUGGACCACAUCAGGCAACUGAAGACUUGCUCUUCUGAAGCUCAGCAAUAUUCAUGAUCAGUACUUAGGCUGUACUCCCAGAGAGCAUUUUCCAGUAAUAGUCAAAAAUACAAACUGAGGAGUUGUGUUACUCCAUACAGUCCUGAAAAGGGUGCCUGGAGGUGUAGGUUAGGCAAGGUCACCAAAAUAAGAUGUGCACAGCCUAGAGUGAGGCUCUGCUGCAGAACAGGAGCACAUCAGGAGAGGACAACAGGGUCAGGGGUGUGUGUGGGGGGGGGGGGCGUUGAGAUUUUCUUGGUUCUGGGAUGUGCUGUAAUUGUGAGUGACUCUGAGGUGACAGUGAACUUUCUGAUCUGUGCAGUAUUCAUUUGGGUUACUAUCAGUCAUUUGUGUCAUCCUGUGACAAAAACAUACCACAGGGACUCAAGAAAUCUCUAGUUCCUGUUACUGCAAUAAUGGUAAAGGGUGUUAAGAGUAAUCUCAAGUGAGACACAUGAGCGCUGAAAGCACUCAAGCAUCCAAAAUACCUUUGUGGUCCUGCUACAACCUGUCCUCAUCUGGUUGGGUGAGCUGGUUCACUUUGCUCCUCUUGGAAAGCAUCCUCCCUAGCUGCAUGUGUCAUGGUCUAGCAUAAGUGGGCUCAUUUUGCUGCAUUUAAAAUUUUAAUUUCUGAUGCCAAUUGAGGUGUAAUGCUCCAGGACACCAGCAACUGAGUUGGGAAGAUGUUACACUGUGUGGGGAAGCUGGCAGAUGACAAGUAUUAUAGGAUCAGCUCUCACCAGAACUCUUGGUAUUUCGAAAAGGGAAUGCUUCACUGGCUCAGUGUCUCAUUGCAUGCAUACAGCUCCUUAUCCUCAGCCCUGGAAGGAUGCUUGCUGUGAGGAAACCUCUGGGGAUGGGAUGGUCUUUCUGCUCCUCUGCUCCCCUCCCCCCUCCCUCCCCCCCCCACCCCCCCCGCCAUGGCCAGGUCUCCUCAGUUUGUUAUACCCAAGACAUGACAAUUUUUCCAGCUGUUUUCACUGUUCUGGUGUUUUAAUAGACAUGUUCUUCAGCACAGUCUUACAACAGAAAAGUCCAAGUGCAUAUUUUCGUAUUUUACGCAUUUAGAAAUAAAGUUGAACAUGAGAAAAGGGACUUCUUUUCAAAGCCUUUCACUUCUCUAGUUCUCAGUAGCAUUUAAAGGGCAUCUUCCCUUUGCUGCUGCCUCAGCCCUAUUUUCAAAGCCUUCUCCUGAGGAGGCAGGAGGUGCUUU